AUGGCUGGCUCCGGGAAUAACAGCAACAUGCUGGUCAAGUGCGAGACCAAGAGCAACCGGGUGAAGGGCUUGAGCUUCCACCCCAAGCUCAGCUGGAUCCUGGCCAGCCUUCACAACGGCACCAUCCAGCUCUGGGAUUACAGGACGGGCAGCCUAAGGGCGCGGUUUUGA
Molecule: messenger RNA, 171 nt
Organism: Effrenium voratum
Lineage: Eukaryota; Dinophyceae; Suessiales; Symbiodiniaceae
Source: the annotation of a GenBank genome assembly